AUGGAUGAGGAUGAAGCCAGCCAAGCGGCCUAUUGUUUGCUGGCCAUGUCAAGAGGCACCACCGCCAGUUCCAGUUCCAGCGAUCGACUCGGAUGCAAAGGUGAUUCAGCCUUGAGCGCAGCUUUAGGCCAUCAGACAGUGAUGGAGGAGCUAGCAACCAGCAGCAACAGCCCUUAUUCCACCGUGGCGGCUAUUGCUAUUCCAGCUGCUGCCGAUACUACUGCUGCUGCUGCUCAAACAAGUUCAAACAGGAAUGCUGGUGUUGUUGUUGCUGCCGCUGCCGCCGCCAUACAACCAGAGUCGCCGUUCAUGAUCGCCCGCAUUCUGACGGAUCUCACCCGCGUGCGUCAGGAUCUUUUCAGCGUUGAGCCCUUACAACAACCUCAAAUGCCUCCGUCCGCUUCCUGCAAGCCAUCCGGCCAGCGAAAUCAGAAUGCAGUACAGGGAGGCAGCGGCAGUAGUAAAUUGCACCAUUGUUCGUAUCCGGCAUGUGAACGGACCUACGGGAAGAGUUCCCAUCUCAAAGCUCACAUGAGAACUCACACCGGUGAACGCCCAUUCGGAUGCACCUGGCCGAGUUGCGAUAAGAGAUUCGCCCGGUCGGACGAGUUGGCCCGUCACAUCAGAACACAUACGGGUGAAAAGCGAUUCACUUGCUCCGUGUGCCAAAAGAAAUUUACACGAUCAGAUCACCUCAGCAAACAUGUGCGGAGACAUUCAAAGAUGGACGAAGGAUCGCCGAAGAGCCGGCGCAUCAAACCAGCGGAUAACAAGAUGAUCAUCAGCGUAAGCCCAACGGCGUCGCUCGAUUCCAGCGAUGGAUGCAGCACAAAUCAAUCGUUCGUUUCUUACAGUUCCGAGAAGGAUGCGACUAGGUAG
Molecule: messenger RNA, 879 nt
Organism: Daphnia pulex (common water flea)
Lineage: Eukaryota; Metazoa; Arthropoda; Branchiopoda; Diplostraca; Daphniidae
Product: Krueppel-like factor 16
Exons: 4
Coding region: 1-879 (292 amino acids)
Biological process (GO): regulation of transcription by RNA polymerase II
Molecular function (GO): RNA polymerase II cis-regulatory region sequence-specific DNA binding; DNA-binding transcription factor activity, RNA polymerase II-specific
Source: RefSeq, a predicted model, not a curated record